AUGGACGAGCCCAGCGCCGCCAAGCGGCCCUCGGUGCUAACUAUUGAUAGAGCCGCGUUUCUUCUCUUAAGGGUCAAAAGAGCUUUUAAGAAGAAGAGGCAGCAGCGAAAAGAGAAACAUGCGGCAGCGGCUGCGGCGGCGGCGGCGGAAGCGCUGGGCGGGGGUGGACGGCGGAUGCCCCCACCCCUGCUGCGCUCGCGCACGCUACCCGCCAUUAUAGCUCCUGGAUUCUCGAUCUUGCACGCGCAGAUAGAUCCGCAGAGGACUAACGGUUAG
Messenger RNA from Amyelois transitella, 276 nucleotides. RefSeq lists its product as uncharacterized. The transcript has 2 exons. The record is from RefSeq and is a predicted model, not a curated record. Lineage: Eukaryota; Metazoa; Arthropoda; Insecta; Lepidoptera; Pyralidae. Bases 1 to 276 code for a protein of 91 amino acids.